UGAGAAGAUUUAGAUUAAGCAAAUCAGUUCAGGAGAGUGUCGGGUAAAUUUGGCUACAGAAAUGGUAUAAUCAAAAUAGCUGCCGGGGAAUUUUUAUUCUGAAUUUAUUGCUGACUACAUUGUUCGUCUUUGAUCGAUGAAAUUGAUUUGAAUUACUGUGCCCACAAACCGGAUUAGAAAUUUGCGAAAUAUUUAGCCGGAAACACCUUGCCCUUGAUGCGCCAACAUUAAUAAGAUUGUCAAUGCGGCCAAGUCCGGACCGUUACAAAAAUCCGAAUAUUUCCGGACGGUGGGCUUCAGACCGUACCAUCAUUAUCUAUUAGUUCGCACCGAUCCGUUCAACCUUGGAUCUUUUUGUCAAAAACCAAUUAAAUGUAAUUUGUUUGGGGGGAAAACUAGGGGAAGGGUGAACAAAAUUUCCCAGUACAUCAUGUCUAGACUCGUUUAGACGAGGUUGUUGCUUAAUUACAAUGGAUCCACGCCUACGCAAAGUUUGCAAUUUUUUCGGAUGGGAGCGUACCGUUGCGUUGACAGCCGCAGUCAACAUAUGCUGUUAACAUUCGAAGAAGAUCGUGACAGUAGAGCGAGCGACGCGUCUGGUUAUUUUAUGUUUUUUUUUCAGCCGCACAACCACAAACGGCCUGUUCUCAUUUCCAACCGUUAACGGUUUCCCAGAUGUAGAAUUUUUUCUUGGGGUUUUUAUUGGCCAAAUGUUUCCCUACGACGGCGAAACAUUGUCACCUGAUAUCUUGUUGGCCUUCUGGGAUUUCGUUUGUUCUGCGGAAACGAUAAGAUUUUUAUUUUCCUUGGACUUCAGCCAUUGGCUGUCGUGUUUUCCAAUUACAUAACAGAAAAUCGCUUAUGUAAUAUCGUAAUAAUGGACUCGUUUAUUUCUUUCCUGUGGCGACUCUUAUUUUCUUCAUGUAUUCAUUGGUCUUUAUUUAUUGAUUCGUUUGCCUAAUCUUUAUUUCCCAUGUGUAUGAUGUCGUUGGUAUUGUUUUCUCUUCUUUGUCGAACCACGAACGCAGCAGUGGUCACGCCCUGUUUCACAUCACACCGCCGCCGCUGAUUGUAUUCCAUUCCGAUUCAUUUCAAUUGGCAUCAAAAGCCCCCCCCCCCCUUUUGUAAUAGCGCGCUUGGUUGAUUGCGCCUAAUCGCUUUCACCCCUCGAGGAAUCAGUGCAGCAACGUGAGCCAACCCCUUCGCAGCCAGCCCAGCAACGUCAAAGGAAAACCUCACGAAAUGCCUGGACGCAACCUUGAUUAAUACGCACGAAUCUGGACUUGAAAAAAGAAAAAAAGAACACAAAAUAACCAUGGCUGCAAGAACCUAACCCAACUGACGUAACGCGGAUUGUAUAACGUAUAAAUACGGGAGGAAGAGAAGGGUGUCCACCGCAGAAGGCGCUCAGAGUCGGCCGUUGCUGGAACAAGUGUCCAAGAGCUCAGAACCAGUCCCCAACAGUCCAGUGCCUUUUUCUUCCUCGUCAUUUUGUUUUCAGCUCGUGAUAGUAUGGAGUUACGGUGGCUGAUUGGAGUGUCCGUUAUGGGCCUGCUGCUGACCGUGGCCACCAGCCAGAAGUAUCCUCAGCAAAAGUCGCCCGGUUAUCCCAACGAACGGAUCCCGCCUGCUAGAUAUUAUUCCGACCGGCCCAUUACGCAAGAUGACUAUAUUCCCGUCAAGCCCGUCUAUGGCUCCAAUUUUCACGAGGAAGGAAAUGAUUACAAAUAUCCCAACAGCCAUUUGGCCGGCGGAGGAAGUUACAACAAAUACCCACCCAAGGAUUACAAUGUCCCGUUGAGUUAUUGCCCAGAAGUUGGCGGUUUGGAAUCGCGUUGCCGCCCGGCCAAAGAUUGCGCCGUGUGGUACGACCUCGUUCGGAAGACUCCCGGAACUUCCUGCACGCUAGAAAACGGACAAGGCAAAGGCAUCUGCUGUCCCGAUCUGCCCUACAAUGGCCGUCAUGGGGUGCCGUUCAGUAAGCUGAGCUCGUGCCCGAAAGGCCUCCAGCUGGACCAUCACCUUGACCGAAUCAACGUGAUGUCGGUGAACGAAGCCGUCGAAUUGGGUAAAGUGCAAAUGGUGUCCAUGAUCGAAACGGAGAAGCAACUCGUCCGCAAAAAUAUCCGAGUCCGACCCGGAUCGCAGCGCCACACCCACAGUUGGGUCUUUUUCCACUCGACACCCGAAGCCGUUCGAAUCAGCAACAGUUCACUCUACGGAGUUUACACGGCCCUGCAAUUGACUAAAAGAUUUCAAAUCAAACCGGAGCAGGUCGAAUGCGCUUUGAACCGAUUCGAACUGAAGGACACGAUCAUAGCCGACAUGUGUCCCACCCAUCCGGACUGCGAUCACAAGACGUUCAAUUCCCCGUUUCGAACGAUUACGGGCAUUUGCAACAACAUUCAUCCACCUGGCCACGUUCCUUGGGGUUUGCCGAAAACCCAAUACCAACGGGCCCUCGCCCCAAAUUACUACGACGGUGUCUGGAUGCCCCGACGAGCUAAAAAUGGUGGCCAACUUCCCCUUCCCCGUUUGCUAUCACUGUUGCUGGUUCGUGACCUCGACGUUCCCAGCGAUACCGACACCACCUUCGUCAUGCAGUACGGCCAGUUUGUCGAUCACGACAUGUUGGAAACCAUGGAAUCUAAAUCAGCGAACGGAUCGGCCGUGCCUUGUUGCACGGAAGAUGGUGAAUUCCUCGAAGAGAACGACCUUAGUCACGGCAAAUGUAUCCCCAUCGAAAUUCCCAAGGACGACCCUUUUUACGCCAAGUUUCGCCAGCGCUGCAUGCAAUUUGCCCGUUCCGCUCCCGCGUGUAGAACUGACGGCCGUCUCGGACAUGUAGAGCAGAUGAAUCAAAACACUCACUUUCUGGAUCUCUCGGGCCUUUAUGGCUCCGACGAUCAAGUGGCCGGCGAGUUGAGGACGUUUGAGAAAGGCGCCCUCAAGGUGUUUGCUCGCAAAGGCUACCACCAGCACGACAUGGACUUGCAUCCGCCCGACAACGACACGGACGUCGAUUGCGCCUUGUCCAAAGCCGUGACCGGAAUCCAUCCACCUCCCGAAAUCAAAUGUUUCAAAGCAGGUGAUAAUCGAAUCAACGUCAGUCCCUACAUGGUCGCCUCGCAAACGGUUUUCAUGCGGGAACACAACGGAGUUGCCGAACUGCUGAUGGAACUCAAUCCGCACUGGAGCGACGAGCGUCUCUACCAGGAGGCCAGACGCAUUCUCAUCGCCCAAAUGCAGCACAUCACCUACAACGAAUUUCUACCGAUUCUCAUCGGACGGGAGAAGAUGCAGGAGCUCGGCCUCUUGCCGCUCCAGCACGGAUUCAGCCGCGAUUACGACGAAACUGUCAAUCCGUCCGUUUUGAACGAAUUUGCCGCCGCCGCUUUCCGUUUCGGCCAUUCCCUGGUUCCUGGAAAACAAGACCUCAUCAACCAGCGAAGAGUGAAGGAGCGAGACAUUUUGUUGCGCCAACACUUUUUCAAGACGACAGAGACGUACACGCCCGGCAAUUUGGACAAGUUUCUCAUCGCCUUGGCAACGGUACCCGGCCAAAGGGUCGACACCUAUUUCACCGAAGAGAUGACCAAUCACUUGUUUGAAGAGGAGGGCAAGGGCUUCGGCAUGGAUAUAGUUUCGCUCAACAUUCAGCGCGGUCGUGAUCACGGUUUGCCUGGAUACAAUUCUUACCGCGAACUUUGCGGACUCUCACGUGCCAGAGAUUUCCGCGACCUUCUCGAUGUGAUUCCUCCUAGGAUUGUCGAGAAAUUCGAGUCCGUGUACGACUCUGUGGACGAUGUUGAUUUGUUCAUUGCCGGUGUGUCCGAGAGGCCGACCAAAGGCGCCAUGAUAGGCCCCACCUUCCAGUGUAUCAUCGCCGACCAGUUUCUGAGGUUGAAACGGGGUGAUCGCUACUUUUACGAUCUCGGUGGUCAGUCCGGCUCGUUCACUGAAGAACAAUUGGACGAAAUCCGGAAAACCAGUUACUCGCGCAUCGUCUGUGACAACAGCUUCGUCCAGUUUAUUCAACCUCUUUUCUUCAAAGCCGAAUCUGAACUGAAUCCCAUCGUCAGUUGCGAAUCCUUCGACUCGAUUCCUCGUAUGAAUCUCUACCCGUGGAAAGAGAUUGGCAAUUCCGACUGGCAAAUCGCCGAGGACGGCGUCAAAUGGGCGCAGAAUUGCGACUUUGAGGGCCACGACAUUGACGCCCCUUUGAAUCUCAUCGACGGUGGCCAGUGCGGAAGGAUAUGCAUCGACACACCCGGCUGCAACGCCUUCUGGUCUAAAGAAGGUUCCUGUUCUAUCAAGAGCAUCCCGGAAGGCUUCCGUCGGACGCAUUUCAUUGGCGGCGUUUGCGGAAUUAUUCCGUGGAAAUUUUAAUUUAAAAUUUGUUUUCAAGCCUCCGAAAACCCUCAUCCCUCAAGGCUUGCAAAGACAACAUUUCCCAAAUGAAGUUGUAUGCAAUUCGUAGGAUUUUCGACUUGUUCCGUUCGGAAUACUAAAUUAACUUAAUUUAUUUUGGAAAUAAUGACGAGCUAGAGCUUCUGUUAUUUGGUAUUUUCGAAAGUAAGCCUAGCAAUGUGUAUAGGCAUCGUUAUUUAAAACAAAAAUUAAACGUUUUCUCAUCCACAGUGAAAA
Daphnia pulex (common water flea) is the source of this 4647-nucleotide messenger RNA. RefSeq names its product peroxidase-like. The record is from RefSeq and is a predicted model, not a curated record. The coding region runs from base 1513 to 4389 and encodes 958 amino acids. The transcript has 16 exons. Gene Ontology annotation, biological process: response to oxidative stress. Lineage: Eukaryota; Metazoa; Arthropoda; Branchiopoda; Diplostraca; Daphniidae. Gene Ontology annotation, molecular function: peroxidase activity; heme binding.